This is a messenger RNA of Eutrema salsugineum, 1231 nucleotides long. Its product is annotated as CASP-like protein 4A2. NCBI's taxonomy places the organism in Eukaryota, Viridiplantae, Streptophyta, Magnoliopsida, Brassicales, Brassicaceae. The record is from RefSeq and is a predicted model, not a curated record. The coding region runs from base 95 to 982 and encodes 295 amino acids. The transcript has 3 exons.
AACAAACAAAAACACACACAAAACCUCUCCAAAUCAAUUCUCGCCGGAGAAUCGAAUCAGUAAUCGCAUCUCGAGAUUUCCGACGGUGUGAACCAUGAAGCGGACUACCUCGUCGAACUCGGAAGCGCAGAGUUACAUCGAAUCACCACUCUCUCCUCUUCGAUUUCACUCUCCGCUAUCAGAUGCCGGAGAUCCACCGGAGAGCCGUUACGUUUCGCCUGAGGGAUCACCGUUCAAACUCGAAAAUCCGAAGGCGAUCGUAACCGACGGCAAGUUCACGCAGUUAACGCCUCUGGCCUCGCCGGUUCCGCCGCCACCUCCUCAGUUUCCGCCGCCGCAUCGUCAGAGAAACGCGAGAGCCCCGACGAAUUCGUCUUCUGAUAAGUCUCCGUCGUCUAUGGUGGUGGUCAAUCGCUGGGUGAGAGAGGAUGGCCCACAGACUACGACGAGGAAGGUUGGACGGCCGACGAACGGCGGAGAAUCGGCAACGACGACCGUGAACAGAGAAAUACGGGAUGAAUUGGUAAGUAAGGCGGCGCUAGGGUUUAGAGUGAGCGAAGUAAUUCUGUGCGUGAUAUCGUUUUCAAUUAUGGCGGCUGAUAAAACUCAAGGAUGGAGCGGCGAUUCCUAUGAUCGCUACAAAGAGUACAGGUAUUGUUUGGCUGUAAACGUUAUAGCAUUCGUUUACUCUGCAUUUGAAGCUUGCGACGCUGCUUGCUACAUCGCCAAAGAGACUUAUAUGAUAAACUGCGGAUUUCACGACAUAUUCGUUUUCUCCAUGGAUCAACUUCUUGCAUACCUUUUGAUGUCGGCUUCUUCAUGCGCUGCUACACGAGUUGAUGACUGGGUAUCUAAUUGGGGCAAAGACGAGUUUACUCAGAUGGCAACAGCUUCUAUCGCGGUUUCGUUUAUAGCGUUUGGUGCGUUUGCGGUCAGCGCUCUGAUUUCUGCUUACAGGCUCUUCACUCAUGCAUCUUCUUAAUUAUCCCCUUUGUGUUGCCCUGAGAAUAUAUGACUCUCGUCUUUGUACAGUCUCUCUUAUAGUCAUAGCUUAGAAAUUAGCACAUGGUAAUGUUUAUUGCUGCUUCAUUGUGUGAUAAAAGUUUCAAUAUGUAUUUAACAAUAAGGCAAGCAAGCAAAUGACUGAGUUUACUUGUGUAACAAGGUUUGACUUGUUUUCUUUUUCAUAACUAAUAUUAAAUUUAAGGUAGGUGAUAAAUCCCAAAACCUA